Messenger RNA from Erigeron canadensis, 1672 nucleotides. Its product is annotated as short-chain dehydrogenase TIC 32 A, chloroplastic. The transcript is spliced from 8 exons. Lineage: Eukaryota; Viridiplantae; Streptophyta; Magnoliopsida; Asterales; Asteraceae. The record is from RefSeq and is a predicted model, not a curated record. The coding region runs from base 497 to 1528 and encodes 343 amino acids.
UAUCUAUCGAUCAUUCGAUCAAUAAUAUAUAUAGCUAUAUAUAUAAACCAAUUAAAAGAGUGACAGAAACAAGUGAAUGUAAGGCUAAGUUAGGUAGCUAGCUAGGUGCAGUGCAGGUUCAGGACCAUCCUUUGUAUACCCGACAGCAGGCCGGGCCGGGCCACUCUGCCAUGCCCUGCCUUUCCCUAAACCGUGAUUUCUGCGAUCUCUAUACAUCUAUGUGUAUCUAUCCACACUCACUUUCUUAAUUUCUCUGUUGUUUGACAUUAACUUAGAUUCACAACGCCCACGCACACACUCUUUCUUUCUCUCUCUCUCUCUCUCUCUCUCUCUCUCCCUCUGUCUUGUUUGCAUAACAAGUUGGUGUUAUAAUCCGACAAUAAUAAAGUCACUCACUACACUAGUCAACACAACACACACACAGAAAAGUCAAAAAGAAAACCCAAAACCAACACACCAUAAAUAUUUAUAUUUACGUUUGCUGAUCGAUCAGAAAAUGAUAGAAUCGAUCAAGUACUUGACAGGCACCGUCGGACCAAGCGGCUACGGCUCAAAAUCCACUGCUGAACAAGUGACCGACAACUGUGCCAAUUUAUGCUUCUUGACCGCCAUCAUCACCGGUGCGACAUCCGGAAUUGGUGCUGAGACGGCUCGUGUUUUGGCUAAGCGUGGGGCUCGUAUUGUGAUACCUGCUCGGAACCUGAAAGCUGCCGAGAAAAUAAAGGCUAGUAUAUCCUCAGAGUUUAAUAAUGAUAAUGAUUCAUCACUACAUAUUAUCGUCAUGCCUCUUGAUCUUAGCUCUCUCAAAUCCGUGAGGAAAUUUGUUUCGGAUUUUGAAGCUCUCAAUUUGCCUCUCAAUCUGCUCAUCAAUAAUGCCGGCAAAUUCUCGUACGAUCAUGGCAUAUCGGAAGAUGGAAUCGAGAUGACGUUUGCCACCAAUUAUUUAGGUCAUUUCCUGUUAACGAAAUUGUUGCUGAAGAAGAUGAUUGCAACGGCGAAAACAACAGGAAUUCAAGGACGAAUAGUGAAUGUGUCGUCAGGCAUCCAUACUUGGUUUUCUGGUGACUUGAUUCGCUCACUUGGUCAAAUCACUCGAGAUAAAAGUCAUUACGAUGCAACACGUGCAUAUACAAUCUCGAAGCUCGCUAACGUUUUGCAUACCAAGGAACUUGCUCAUAGACUCCGGCAAAUGGGGGCUAACGUGACGGUAAACUGUGUACAUCCUGGGAUUGUAAGAACCGGACUCACAAGAGAACGUGAAGGCUUCAUCACAGGUACGUACUAUUUCGUAUUCUUUUUAAGUUCGAAGCUCUUGAAAACAAUUCCUCAGGCUGCUGCCACAACAUGUUAUGUUGCAACUCAUCCUGAACUGAACAAUGUGAGUGGAAAAUAUUUUGCGGAUUGCAACGAAGCUUCAAACUCUAAAAUAGGAUACAACCCAAAAGAAGCUGCGCGGUUAUGGUCAUUUUCUGAAAUUAUGGUUUCAACUGACUGGAAAACUGUUUUCGCUCCGUUUUCAGCUGCGUAGAAUAUUAAAUUAAGCAACAUGUAUACAUAUGUUUCUAUAUAUAUUAGACGAUACUUCAAAGCAUCAAAUUAGAAAAAUACUUGAUACUCCAUGAACACAUGUAAAGACAGGUUAGAUGAAGUUUACAAGUUGUAUUUUUCUUAA